AUGGCUGUGAUCGAAGAUUGGAUAUGGCAAGAUCCGGAUCGACUGGAUGCAAUCUCAGAAAUAGAUGUGAUCAACAUCUUUGAAACUCUCAUGACUUAUCAUUCAGCAAAGGGUGCGGUAUAUCUUGGUCAUUUUCAGGACCGGUGGUGCCUUAUCGACCAGUCUAGAAGGGUACUAGAGCAAUGUCUUUUACUUCCACCUUUAGAUCUAAUCAAAACUCAUUUGAUGAUUCAAUCUUCUCAACUAAGAUAUCGGAAAUAUAGUGGUAGUAUGAUUGAAGAAUCGGAAUCAAGACCACUUUUCAGAUUACUUUCAAUUGAAGCUCAUGAACGUGCUAGAUGGAUGUGA
Messenger RNA from Melampsora larici-populina 98AG31, 348 nucleotides. RefSeq lists its product as uncharacterized. The transcript is spliced from 2 exons. Lineage: Eukaryota; Fungi; Basidiomycota; Pucciniomycetes; Pucciniales; Melampsoraceae. The record is from RefSeq and is a predicted model, not a curated record. The coding region runs from base 1 to 348 and encodes 115 amino acids.